AUGAAUAAAACACUAGAAAGAAAUGAAAAUGGAACUGUAAUGAUGAAUUUAAGAAAUCUAAAGAUUAUUUGUGAUAGAAAAGAUCUUUAUUAGAUUCCAGAGAAUAAUGAGACUCUUUAUUUGCACUAUUUAGGUAUAUCUGAAUUAUAUUGAUUAAGGAUUUGAUAAAAUUGAAAAUCUGGAACCUUAUAAAAAUUUAAUAGCAUUAUGGUUGAAUAACAAUGCAAUAGGUAAAAUUGAGAAUUUAGAUGAACUCACUUAACUUGUAAGUCUAUAUUUAAAUCAUAACCUAAUUCAAAAGAUUGAAAAUCUUUCAUUUCUGUCUAAUUUAUGUAUAUUAAACUUGAGUCAUAAUUCAAUUAAGAAAAUUGAAAACUUGUAAGCAUUAAAUAAACUCUAAAAUUUGAAUAUUUCAAAUAAUCAUUUAACAGGUUAUGAAUCAUUAGAAGGUUUAUUAGAAUGUUUAUCAAUUACUAAUUUAGAUUUAUCUAAUAAUUUUAUAUCUUAUUAAUAGUCUAUUGUAGAAUUGUUUGGAAAAACAAAUCUAGCUUGUUUAUAUUUAAAAGCUAAUUCUUUUGGUAUAAUAUUAAAUAAUAAAUUUUAGCAAGAGAAUGUUCAGAUUAUAGAAAGACAAUGAUAGUUACAAUUAAAAAUUUGAAAUAUCUUGAUGAUAAACCAGUUACUGAAGGAGAAAGAAAAAUUAGUGAAGCCUGGUAAAUUGGAGGUAAAGCAGCAGAAUAAUAAGAAAGACUUGCUCAAAUCGAAAAAAGAAAAGAAAUUAAUUAUCAAAACUAUCUAUAAACUUUAGAAAGACAAUAGAGAGGAGAAAUGAGAAGCAAUUUAUUGAUUUAAAAAGAGAACGUAUUAAGAGAAAUUGACUUAUUAUAAAUGUUAUUAAUUGAUGGUGAUGAUGUUUAAAAUUAAAUUGAAUAAAAAGAAAAGGAAUUAUAAAAUAUUGAAAUAGAAUUAGAGAAAUAUAAAAUAGAUUAAUUGUCACCUUAUAAAUGUAUGCUUACAACAAAGGACGAAUUUGGAAAUAUCAUAAUUUUAAAUAAAUCAGAAGAUGUAAUAAUUAUGUUUUAUAGAAAAGGAAUUAAAAUAAAUUAAGCAAAAGUAUUUUAAUGAAGACAUCCAAUAACUAAAUGAGACUGAUUUACCAGAUUUAGAAAAUUAAAAUUAAAGUGAGUCUAUUAAUGAAAAUUUGGAAGAUAACAAUAAUAUUAAUUUAGAUUAAUAAAAUAAUAAAAAUGAAUUUUAAGAAGAUAAAAAGAUAAAGAUUUUAAGGGAAUUUAAAGAUAAGAAAAAUGGAUGGACUACAGAUAAUGAAUAAUUACUUUAAAAUUUGUUGAUCUUUCAUUCAUUUGACUAUUAAAUUGUUAGCAAGGAGGUUAAACAAAAAAUGGAGGAAUAAAAUUCUUAAUUAUAAUACUUAGAUCCAGAAGAUAUUAAAUUAAUAUGGACAUAUAUUGAACUUACAAAAUAAAAAAAUCAAAAACCAUAAAAUCUAGAUGGAAUUGAUUGA
Paramecium pentaurelia is the source of this 1522-nucleotide messenger RNA. NCBI's taxonomy places the organism in Eukaryota, Ciliophora, Oligohymenophorea, Peniculida, Parameciidae. The record is from the annotation of a GenBank genome assembly.